CGGUUGCUCGUCAAAACUUCUCUACACUUCAAACCCGAUCGACAACUCCUAGGAGGCUCUUGAGGAUUACUGCAACAUUCUCUGACUCUCCGGUCCAUGCCUGCAGAACACAGCCGAAUCAUGUUGUGCCCCUCGGAGUGCGGUGCAUUGCCAUCUGUCGUCUGCCCGGAUCGCAGCGUCUCCAACUACCCACACAUGCCUGCUCCCAGCAUCUGGGACAAAAAGGCCUACCCAUCACUCUACAAACUCAUCCAAGACUACUCAUUGGAAAAAAACUUGCAAAGGAUGAAUUCUUGUUUCACGGCAAUCAGGCAUCCAGAACCUAACAAAGAACCAUAUUUACCAUUAGAUCCAAGGCAAUGGAGUCGGGAGGACGUCGCUCGCUGGAUCCAGUACACCUGCUCCAACCACCAGCUGCCUUCGGUCCAUCUGGACCGCUUCCCUCAUACGGGAAAAGCCCUCUGCCUCAUGAGCAUCGACAUGUUUGUCAGCAGAGUGCCACUCGGGGGCAAGUUGCUCUACAAAGACUUUCAGCUGAGGCUCAGUCGCGCUCUAUACUGCUGAAGACAGUCAAGUAGUGCACAAUGGACUAGAGUGUACCUCAUCCGCAUAACAGCCGGACAUCUGCUGCGUUCUGUUAAUGCAGGAAUUCACUUGGAACUGAUAGUGGGGUUAUAAGUAGCAAUUUACCGCCCUAAGCCAGGGCUAAGGAUACGCGUAAUAUACCGACAAUCCAUUAUGACGUCCAGAGACUGCAGUUUCAGGUUAACUGAGUCAGAAAUUACCUAAGAUUGCCAGAAAAACUGGUAGUUUUUACUAAUUUAGCACAUUUGCGAGAGUCCGCAAGAAAUGGUACGGUUUAACUCUAAAAUGAAAGUAAUUCAUUUACCUUCUAUAACCUCAAUAAAAUGAAGGUAAAUUAAUUAGUUAUUUUGAGCUAAGUUAAUUUAAGCAGCAAUUUAUUGGUAAAAUCAGCUUCAAACCAGAGAACAUCUGCCUCCAGUUUGGUUUUUGACUAUUCAGACUGAUGAGUCCAGAACAGGGACGAAACUGCAGUCUCAGGAUGUCAUAACCGGGCUGUUAGUAAUAUUGCACGUAAUUUUGGAGUGAUCAAGGAAAAUCAAAUCUUCAUGUGAUGGCAAAAGAUCUACCCGAUCUGAAAGUGUUUUCCUCUUUUGUAAUUUGAAAGCAAUCAAACUGAAAUUAUUUUCACAGCUGUUAUUGAAAAGAAAUCAAGGCUUCAAAAGUCCAUUAUUCCCCCCCCCCCCCUAAUAAUAAUAAUAAUAAUAAUAGCGCAUUUGUAAUUUGAUCAAAAUAAUGUUUACAAUGAAAAAAAAAUUUUUACAAUGAAAAAAAAAUGGAUUGAAAUAAUUGACUUUUUUAAUGAAAAUUUAUCAACACAACUAUUUGUGCUACAUAAUGACUGUUUAGGCAGUAAACCUCUAUACCUUUCUACCGGAACAAACUAUGAGGACAAUACGUUUUCAGCUUUGAAAAAGGGUUCUUUGCAACCUCGAAACAUGUGCUUAAUAAUGUUGUUCUGUUUUAAUAUAAUAAUUUCUUCUACAUUAUCAUCUUUCAACUGACACUUUUCAAGUCCUGACAUCAAUCCGGACAUCUAAUAACCCAAAUUAUUAUACGAGUAUGCAGGUGCGACUCGAUGGGAGGUCACUGAGGUCACUUCCAAAAAUUUCCUUAUUCGGCAAAUUUUGUCUGUUUAUUCGGCAAAAUUUGGAGUUCCACUUAGAAAAAUUACCAUCAAUCAUUAAAAUUUAGCCGAAUUCCAUUCGGCAAGAGUUCUAUUCAGCAAAUUGAGGAUUUUUGCAAAUUUAAGUUCGGUGCGCCUAUGCGAGUAUGCCAUAGUAAUAGCUGUUAGAAUUUCAAAAUGUUCUCGUCGUAUUUUUUUAAUUUUUUUUUUCUACCAAUGUUCGCAAUUUUUUUAACGUAUGGUGUUGGUUAUGAGAAUGAUAUAACUGUCCUAAGGUUAUCUUUCU
Molecule: messenger RNA, 1994 nt
Organism: Uloborus diversus
Lineage: Eukaryota; Metazoa; Arthropoda; Arachnida; Araneae; Uloboridae
Gene: edl
Molecular function (GO): sequence-specific DNA binding
Source: RefSeq, a predicted model, not a curated record